CGUGCGUCUAUCGAACAAAUAAUCACAAAUAGACGGCGUCUGUCAGAAACUCAGAAAUUUCACCGAUCGCACAAGUUCAGUGCAGACCUGGUCUGCUGGUGCAUGCAAUGGAAAUCGAAUCACAGGUCAUUCUGCCGAGAGAGCUUGAUGAUCUCUCGUCUUUCAUUCAAGAAAAGCCCGAAUCAUUGGCAACUGCCACUGCUGAGCUACGAGCCAUAGCUCUCCGUGCAACCAAAUUCAUAUUCGAUCUUGCUUUGCGGUCGGAACCUGCCUCUCUGCCUCAUAUUGAGAACCUUCUGUCUUCACUCAAACAAUCUCAAGCACCACAGACGAGAUCACAGACUCGCGCUAAUGCCAAACGGAAGAGGAGUCCAAGUCCUGUACUGGAAUCCCCGAAGAAGGUCACUAUAAAAAAUACACCACUACCCUCACUUUUUAUCGAGGAUAUGAAUGAAGGUCAAAUUUGGCAGCAGCUGGACCUUAGGGCUGCACCUCUUUGCAGUAAUCUUCUGCUGCUAGAGGGCGAGACUGAAGAUGACAUGGAAUUACCAGACGGGAUGUACGACGAUCAGGAGGACGAGGAAGGUGACGAGGUAUGAGAAGAAAGCGAAGAUUCUGAAGAGAUAGAGCACACGGACGAUUCUGAAGAAGACACUGGUGGGUCAGAAGAAAUGACUGACCUUCGCGAGGAGCUGUCCGAAGACGAGGAGGACGAUUCAGAUCAUCAUCCAUCUCUUCUU
This is a messenger RNA of Suillus fuscotomentosus, 740 nucleotides long. RefSeq lists its product as uncharacterized. Lineage: Eukaryota; Fungi; Basidiomycota; Agaricomycetes; Boletales; Suillaceae. The record is from RefSeq and is a predicted model, not a curated record. The transcript is spliced from 2 exons. Bases 108 to 599 code for a protein of 163 amino acids.